AUGAUAUAAUAGAUUAAAAAAUAUAACAAAUUGGAAGAAUUUUUAAGCUCUUCUCUUUUAUCUCAUUAGGAGCUCCAUAUUGAUCUGAGUGAAAAUAAAAUUGGUGAUGAAGGUGCUUCAAGCUUAGGUUCUGGUUUAGCAAAUUGCCUUAAUCUCUCAAAUUUGACACUUGACCUUUAUAGAAAUUAAAUUGGUGAUGAAGGUUCUUCAAUCUUAGGUUAUGGUUUAGUAAAUUGCAUUAAUCUCUCAAAUUUGACACUUGAUCUUUGUGGAAAUUAAAUUGGUGAUAAAGGUGCUUCAGGUUUAGGUUCUGAUUUAGCAAAUUGCAUUAAUCUCUCAAAUUUGAGACUUGAUCUUCGUGAAAAUUAAAUUGGUGAUGAAGGUGCUUUAGGCUUAGGUUCUGGUUUAGAAAAUUGCACUAAUCUCACAAAUUUGACACUUGACCUUUAUUUCAAUUAUAUUGGUGAUGAAGGUGCUUCAGGCUUAGGUUCAAGUUUAGCAAAUUGCAUUAAUCUCUCAAAUUUGACACUUGACCUUUAUAUAAAUUAAAUUUGUGAUGAAGGUGCAUCAGGCUUAGGUUCUGGUUUAGCAAAUAGCAUUAAUCUCUCAAAUUUGACACUUGAUCUUCGGAAUAAUUAUAUUGAUGAUGAAGGUGCAUCAGUCUUAGGUUCUGGUUUAGCAAAUUACAUUAAUCUCUCAAAUUUGACACUUGAUCUUCGUGAAAAUUAAAUUGGUGAUAAAGGUGCUUCAGGCUUAGGUUCUGGUUUAGCAAAUUGCAUUAAUCUCUCAAAUUUGACACUUGAUCUUCGUGAAAAUUAAAUUGGUGAUGAAGGUGCUUCAGGCUUAGGUUCUGGUUUAGCAAAUUGCAUUAAUCUCUCAAAUUUGACACUUCGCCUUAAUUUCAAUUAUAUUGGUGAUCAAGGUGCUUCAGGCUUAGGUUCUUGUUUAGCAAAUUGCAUUAAUCUCUAUAUUUUGACACUUCGCCUUAA
Tetrahymena thermophila SB210 is the source of this 989-nucleotide messenger RNA. RefSeq lists its product as hypothetical. NCBI's taxonomy places the organism in Eukaryota, Ciliophora, Oligohymenophorea, Hymenostomatida, Tetrahymenidae. The transcript is spliced from 12 exons. The record is from RefSeq and is a predicted model, not a curated record. Gene Ontology annotation, molecular function: GTPase activator activity; small GTPase binding. Gene Ontology annotation, cellular component: perinuclear region of cytoplasm; cytosol; nucleus. The annotation marks the transcript as partial. Gene Ontology annotation, biological process: nucleocytoplasmic transport; activation of GTPase activity.